This is a messenger RNA of Sinocyclocheilus rhinocerous, 2090 nucleotides long. RefSeq names its product actin filament-associated protein 1-like 1. The record is from RefSeq and is a predicted model, not a curated record. Lineage: Eukaryota; Metazoa; Chordata; Actinopteri; Cypriniformes; Cyprinidae. The coding region runs from base 50 to 1981 and encodes 643 amino acids. Gene Ontology annotation, cellular component: cytosol. The transcript has 16 exons. Gene Ontology annotation, molecular function: SH3 domain binding.
GACUGCUGAAGUCUGUUACGGAGUGCUCAAGAAAAUUAUCCUCUUCGACAUGGAGAUCACAGAUUCCACUUGUAUGGAGCACCUGGUAAAGGAGCUGAGUUUGCUUCUCAAGCUGCUGGAGAACGAGAGCGUGAGUUCAGCCACGGCAGAGAAGAUGAGUGUGGUCAGAAACUUGGUCAAACAGCUGCAGCCAUCCGUGAAUGGAUCAGACUUCAUAUACAUGAACACGUCUCUCUGUGGAAAUGGUACCAGCUUUGUUGAAUCAUUGUUUGAAGAAUUUGACUGUGACCUGCAGGAUCUCAGGGACUCGCCUGAAGAGAUGAAAGAUGUGGAGCAAGAGGAGGCGUCCAAGCACCCACCCACAAAAUCGAGUCCCACAGACACACCCCCUCCCCUCCCUACCACACCUCCUCCUGAUGAUUACUAUGAAGAAGCCGUCCCGCUUGGACCGGGCACAGCACCCCAGUAUAUAACUACUCGCAACAACUCCAGCCCUCCAAACUCAAUAGAGGAUGCUUAUUAUGAAGACGCUGACAACAAUUACCCAACUACUCGUCUAAACGGGGCCAGCAAAAACUCCUACAAUGAUUCAGAUGCACUCAGCAGUUCUUAUGAAUCCUACGAUGAAGAGGAUGAGGAAACUAAAGGCAGAGAGAGGACGCACCAAUGGCCCUCAGAGGAGAGUCCAGUCGGUCAAAUGAAAGACUGUCGCAAAUGCGCCUUCCUGCUUCGCAAGAAACGCUUCGGUCAAUGGGCUAAGCAGCUAACAAUCAUUCGUGAGAACAGACUUCAGUGCUUCAAGAAUCCCAAAGAUCGCUCUCCACACGUUGACCUCCCCCUGAAUCUCUGCAAUGUCAUCUAUGUGCCUAAAGAUGGACGCCGCAAGAAGCAUGAGCUUCGUUUCUCCAUGCUGGGAGGAGAGGCACUAGUGCUGGCUGUACAGAGCAAAGAACAGGCCGAGAGCUGGCUCAAGUGUUGGAAGGAGCGCUGGUGUUGUGUGAGGAAUGGGACUCUGUAUCUCCAUAAGGACAGAGGGGACAUUCACACCCAUGUGAGUGCUUUAGCCCUCCAUGGUGUAGAAGUCUUACCCGGUUUUGGACCCAAACAUCCUUUUGCCUUCCGCAUCAUGCGAGCGAGCAAAGAAGUGGCCGCCCUGGAGGCGAGCUGUUCUGUGGAGAUGGGCCGCUGGCUGGGGGUUUUGUUAGCUGAAGCAGGCAGCGCUACCACCCCUGAGGCAUUGCAUUAUGACUAUGUGGAUGUGGACACCAUCUGCAGCAUCCAGAACGCAGCACGACACUCUUUUCUGUGGGCGACCUCCUCUAGCAGCACCUCCACAGAUCCACGGACUUAUGAUGAAGUACCUUACGAAAGUGUGUUGCAGGUAGAUGACAAUCAGUCUAAACUGAAGCGUUAUUCCUCUAUGUCCAGUGUGGAUACAGCCAAGGGUGACACACAGAUCACAGUGAAGCGACACGGUUCCUCUGUGAAUCACUACGGUAAAUAUGGAAAGACGAGGGCAGAAGAAGAUGCACGACGGUGUCUCAAUGAGAAAGAGCAGCUCGAGAAAGAAAAAGAAGUAAUCAAGAAGAACCUGUUGUCACUGCGCUCAGAAAAGAGGGUGGUGAAGGAAGAGCUGAAAAAGGCGACUGAUAAACAGCAGAAAGCCAUGGAGCAGCAUCUGGCCCAGCUGGAGGAAAGCUGCCGGCAGAAGGAAGCUGAGCGAGUGGACCUGGAGCUACGACUUACGGAGGUGAAGGAUAAACUGAAAAAGUCUCUUACUGGAGGAAUGCUGGGGGCGCCUGUGGAAAGCAAACCCACCAUUAAGGUUCCAGUUAAAAAAAAGGAAGGUAUUUACAAAGGUGCCAUUGUGCCGGUCAACUGUGCAUCUGAAAUGAAGAAACGCCCCCCUUCCAUCUAUGCAUCCACCAAAGGAAAUGUCAUGCAGAAAGCCAAGGAAUGGGAGUCAAAGAAAGUGAUGUAAUUAUAGCACUGUCAUCAGGAGAGUCUGAGGAUCUGUUUAAGAUGGAGUGUUAAAGGAAUAGUUUACCCAAAAAUAAAAAUAUGCUAAACAUUUACUCACCCUCAGACCA